AUGGUAAAACGAAAAGAUGAACUGGAAAUUCAACUUAAGGACGAACAUCAAUUGAUUAAAGAGGGUCAGUUGAAAGAUGAUAGUCCUCUUGACACCAGUCCUGAAUUCCAAGAGCUUUGCCUAGCUAGUCGAUUAGGGGAUGUUAAGAGAUGUCAGCAAGCAAUUACUACUCCCGGAAUCAAUAUCAAUGCUAGAGAUUUGUUUGAUUAUACACCAUUGAUCUUGGCAAGUCUUUGCGGACAUUAUGAUGUUGUUGAGCUACUUCUCGAAGCCGGAGCUCUUUGUGAACGAGAUACAUUUCAAGGAGAGAGAUGUUUAUACAAUGCAUUGAACGAUCGAAUUCGAAACCUUCUGUUAAAGUACGAAUAUUCGAAGUCGAGAGAUCCAUUACAACCAUUCGCUUCUCAUAUCACUUCUCUUCUUUCCAAACAGACACCUGAGACUUCGGAUAUUACCAUCACAGCCGGAUUAGAAUCAUGGAAUUUACACAAGAUGAUACUUUCUGCAAGGUCACCAUAUUUCCAAGGAAAGCUUUCUGCGGUCUCGGAGACAACUUUGUGGAAAUUUCCCUCAUCAGUACCAAUAGAAUCUUUACAGGCUACAUUUCGUCAUUUAUACAUGGGAGAAGUAUCUUCGGACCUUGGACUCAAAUACAAUAGUUCUGUGAAUGAGGUGGAUGUUUUCAAGGGGAUUGAAAAGCUCGGCAAGCAGUUCCAGCUGAAUAUGGAUUCAUUAUGGGAAGGGCCUCUAAGUGGACGUGAUCAGAGGAUGGCUCGACAGAGGCGUCAGGAUGAAGUUUCAAGAGGAAGGGACCAGAUGGAGUACUGGUAUCGAGAACAUGUUUUGAAGCACAAGAUACAUAUCGACAGUGUAAAGGCUAAGGAUGUAAAGUGGACUAAGGAUAAUGCCAUCUUUGCGGACGUCUUGUUGCAGGCAGACGAAGAUUUAGUAGCGGAGGAGGCUUUGAGCUCUAGACCAGAAACGCCAAUAGGUAACAGAAGUGCUUCUUCGAAUGAUAUACCUGUGGGUCCAACAAGCUCAUUAUCAUACGCCACAUCAACUAGUCAACCUCGAAAAUCAAUGCUCUACCCAGCCCACCGAGCCAUGCUUAUUCGAUCAGAAUACUUCCACACCAUGUUUAGUUCAGCAUUCUUAGAAGCUCAACCUAGUGAAUAUUUGCAUGUCAUAACGGUCGAUUGUUCCCCUGCUGUCCUAGAGCUUCUUCUCGACUACUUUUAUACAGACAACGUUGAUAUCCCACUUGAUCUUGCGCUGGAUGUUCUUUUCGCAGCUGAUACAUUUUUCAUUGAGAGACUCAAAACCAAAGCUGCGGUAGUAAUCAGUACUCUUGGAAUGGGUACGGGUACGCUAGCAGAUCCUACACAAAACAAGACUCCUGAAUCAAAUGUGGAGCUCAUCAAUCCUUUCGAUGUUAUGAGAGCUGCAUGGUUGACGAGAGUUCAAAAACUAGAAGAAACCUGCGCUAAAUACUUGGCAUACAAUUUGGAAUAUUACAUUGAUGACCCAGAGUUUGAGGCGGUGAUCAAGGAGAGUGCAGCUAGGAUUGAAAAGAGACAGGAGACUGACACUAUUGAAUUACUUGACGAUAUUCGCUUCUAUCUCUCCGAAAGAUUCCGACUUCGAUUUGAAGACUCUGGUCUAGAAGAAAUGAUGAGUGAAGACGUGGAUGAGAACGGACAUGAAGCUCUUGCUCUUGACUCAACGAUGAAUGGACAGAUCAGAACUCUCAAUGGCGAGAUCGCCGGUGAUGAGUUCGCCGCAGAUGCCAUGAACUACCAGACAUUACUUGGAAAGAUAGAUACCUUGUUAGAACGAUUGAACUUGGAUGCCUAG
This is a messenger RNA of Sclerotinia sclerotiorum 1980 UF-70, 1854 nucleotides long. RefSeq lists its product as hypothetical. Gene Ontology annotation, cellular component: ubiquitin ligase complex; cytoplasm. The transcript is spliced from 3 exons. Lineage: Eukaryota; Fungi; Ascomycota; Leotiomycetes; Helotiales; Sclerotiniaceae. The record is from RefSeq and is a predicted model, not a curated record. The coding region runs from base 1 to 1854 and encodes 617 amino acids. Gene Ontology annotation, molecular function: protein binding.